This is a messenger RNA of Fimicolochytrium jonesii, 1269 nucleotides long. RefSeq lists its product as uncharacterized. The coding region runs from base 1 to 1140 and encodes 379 amino acids. NCBI's taxonomy places the organism in Eukaryota, Fungi, Chytridiomycota, Chytridiomycetes, Spizellomycetales, Powellomycetaceae. The transcript is spliced from 2 exons. The record is from RefSeq and is a predicted model, not a curated record.
AUGCCUCGCACCGAACACGAAACCGCUAUGAUUACUAGCGCCGAUACCCAAAAUACCGAUCUCGCCAACAGCAACGACAAUGCCAUCAGUGCCGGUGGAGUCAAGAAGCGCAAACGCUCAAUCUCAGAUACGGAAACCGACCACGACGACGAAACAGCACCACCCAAAGCCAAACGCCUGAAACCAACCGAGCUGCUCCCCGCGGAGAUCUGGCUGGAGAUCUUUCUGAUAGGAGGCGUGCUGCCGUCGACGAUCGGAGCGUUGUCGACCUACCAUCGCCGGUUGAUGAGGAUACCGGGCGCGAAGAGUCGGUUGGAGAGGAAUAUUCUGCGUGCGUAUUAUCCGCCGGGUGAUGCAGAAUUGUUACCCAGAUUGCGUGUCAUUUCCGAUUGGCACCGACAGCAUUUUCUGCAUUCACGCCUGCGCAACGCCGUGCACAAUUUCCACAUCGACAAACACGUUCUCCUACGUCUCAUAGUGGAAGAGCAAUUCCCAGUUUCGCAAGUCUUCGAGACAUUGGAACAGGUGUAUCGCAGAUCUUGGUACGAUUUAUGGCCGGGGAAGUUAUUGCCAGAGCAAGAUCUAGCCCGCGCUCGCCAGAAUCUGUGCCGGACUGCCAUGGCAUACAUCUGCCGUGAUCUCGCAGACCGGGAUUCUACCCUACUGAAGGACUGGAUGCUGACUCCCUUCAGUCCGGUACAUGAAGAGCGGCUCUUUAGCCUCCACCGCUCGCGGGCCAAUAGGCUGACUCGAGCAGCGCAGCGGGUGCAGGAGGCCUCUUAUCUCAACAAGUACGCUAAGAAACUGGGCGACGUAGCGGGGUCGGCUGGAGAUUUAGCACUGUUCGCGAUCAAGUUGGGAUUGGGGAACGUUUUGGGGAACGUCUACGAACAGGAUAUACUAGCAGACCCGUCCUUGUUCAACACUCUAUUGCUGACUAUCGGCGCGGAAGUCUCCUUCGCGGCGCUGAUGGUAGCUGUCCAGCUCGCACAUCCAUUUGCCGUCAACUUUCUGCACCGUAGAUACGAGUCUGAGAAAGCGCAAAUGCUACGCCAUCUCGGCGAGGAAGCCAUGAGACCUGGAAAAGCACCCGUGGCGGAGCUGUUUCGGAAAUAUAACCCAGAUGAACCAAGUCCUUAGUUCAUAGACGGCCAAUGUAGUUCUAGAUCCCUUUCAGCGAUGUUGCGUAGGUAGCGUAGUUCUCCAUCGAGUGAAAUCGUAGUAGAGCGAGCUCAUAUUCAUCGAAUUAAAGGUGGGCGUGUGCAUUUC